AUGAGCAAGAAGAAAGAAGAAAAGGAACACACAAAUUUGUUGUCUGAUUUUGAUGACAUGGAUUAUCAAGAUGAGGAUGAUGUAACAAUUAUUGAUGUUAAGGGUAAAAGAGUGGCAAGUGGAACUGGAAGCAGAAUGAAACCUCCUUCUUAUCAUGAGGUGAGACUUCCCCUCCUCAAGAAAGAACUGGAGUAUACAGACAAUUUAAUGCGGGAUCAUAGAGAGGAAUGGGCAAAAUGCGGAUGCACAAUUAUAGCAGAUGGAUGGGAGGAUAAAAGACACUGGUGUUUGAUUAAUUUUCUGGUGAAUUGUCUUAAAGGGACAAUGUUCAUUCAAUCUGUUGAUGCUUCCUCUUAUUCAAAGACCGGUGAAAAAAUGUUUGACUUGCUUAACAAGUUCGUGCAGCAAAUUGGAGUAUCAAAUGUGAUUCAAGUAGUCACUGAUAGUGCCUCUUCUAAUGUUGUGGCAGGGAGAAUGUUGGAGGGAAUGUACCGACAUUUGUAUUGGUCACCUUAUGCUGCACAUUGUGUGGACCUGAUGUUGGAGGACAUUGCUAAGAUCGCAAAUAUAAUGAGGACCAUAAAGAGAGCUAUAAUGUUAAAUGGUUAUAUUUAUAACCGUUCGGGUUUGUUGAACAUGAUGAGGCAUUAUACUGGACAUAAAGAGUUGCUUAGACCUGCAAUGACUCGAUUUGCCACUUCAUUUAUCACGUUAUCAAGCAUCCAUCAUCAAAAGGAUUGCUUGAAGAAGAUGUUCACUUCACAAGAAUGGAUCUCCAGUAAAUGGGCGAAAGAGAUAGAAGGGAAAAAUGUAGCACAGAUUGUGUUGAUGCCUACAUUUUGGACAAGCAUUGUGUACUCUCUCAAAGUAGCAAGCCCUCUUGUUCGUGUACUUAAGUUGGUUGAUGGUGAGAGAAGGCCUCCAAUGGGAUAUAUUUAUGAGGUUAUGGAAAGGGCUAAAGAAGCGAUAGCUAAAGCUUUUGGUGGUAAUGAGGAGAAGUAUAAGGACAUCUUUAAGAUCAUUGAUACUAGGUGGAAUAUCCAACUCCAUCGCCCUUUGCAUGCAGCUGGGCAUUUCUUGAACCCAGAAUAUUUUUACAGCAAUCCAAAUAUUGAGCAAGUUGAAGAGGUGAUGGGUGGUUUAUAUCAAUGCAUAGAAAGAUUGGUUCCAACCACUGAAGAGCAAGAUAAAAUUUCUUUGGAGUUGAGUAGAUAUAUGAAAGCUAAUGGUCUAUUUGGCUCAUCAAUUGCUGUUAGACAAAGAAAGUCAAGGGCACCAGCCGAUUGGUGGUCCGCAUAUGGUUCUACAACUCCUAAUUUGCAAAAGUUUGCUAUUAAAGUGCUUAGCCUCACAUGUAGCGCAUCUGGGUGUGAACGAAAUUGGAGUGUAUUUGAACAUUAUAAUAGAGUACUAAAACGACAAUAUGACAUGUGUGAUAGGAUCGAUCCCAUCUUUUUAAAAGAUAUAGAUGAUAGCAAUGAGUGGUUGGUUGGAGUAAUGGAUGAAGAUGUAGAUGCCGAAAAUGAGUUGGUGUUUGAAGAUGGCUCUUUGACAUGGGGUGCAGUUGUUAAAGCUACCGGGGCUGGAGAGUCCAGCCAUAAUUUAAGAUCAAGAUCAGCUCCAAGGGCAACAAAGAGGACAACACCUUCAUGCUCGUCUUUACUACGAAUCAUACAUGAUGACGAGGCAAACUCUGAAGAGACAGAAGAGGAAGAAGAUGCUGAGCGUUACAAAUCUUUUGAUGGGGACGAUGAUGAGACUAUGUUGUUUGGUGAAGAGGAUGAUAUUUAG
This is a messenger RNA of Cornus florida, 1791 nucleotides long. RefSeq lists its product as uncharacterized. The record is from RefSeq and is a predicted model, not a curated record. Gene Ontology annotation, molecular function: protein dimerization activity. The transcript has 5 exons. Bases 1 to 1791 code for a protein of 596 amino acids. Lineage: Eukaryota; Viridiplantae; Streptophyta; Magnoliopsida; Cornales; Cornaceae.